AUGUUCAAAAAACCUGUUGCCUCGCUCAAGUCAUUCUCGCCUCUACGCUCUAGCGACAGACGUCGCCUCAGAGAUGAAAUACUUGCCAAUUUUCCUUCUUUGCGAGAGAUGCCUCCUAUUAAUGACACACCUAUCAAUGCCAUCAUCGCCCCAGAAGGCCUGCAGUCUGCAAAGUUCACCUCCUAUAUUGAAGAACCUGGGACACUCUACACUGAUGCGGAAGGGACGCCAUUGUGGUUUAAAAUUUCCGGCAACAGCAGUAACAAGAAGGAUUCUUUAAUUGUUCCUACAGUCUACAUGCUUUGGCAACUACCCAACCUGAUUCCUGCUCUUACGACAUGGAAUCCUGUUGUGGAUAAGCUUCGCAAUGGUGCCGAUCUAAUGAUCCCAGGAGUAAUAACUACCCAUGGCGUACAUGUUCCUGAUCUGGAAGAAGGCGCACUUGUCACUAUCCUUGCCCGAGGAAACAAAUAUCCGCUCGCCAUUGGAACUAUGGCUCUUUCUGGUCAAGAGAUCAUUUCUUCUAAACACAGUCAAUCGCCUAAAGGCAAGGCAGUCCAUAUUUUGCAUGUUCAUCAAGAUCAACUCUGGGCCAUGGGUAACAAACCAGAUUUCCCUGCAGACUAUGCAGAUACUUCCAAGCCUCCACUUGGUGAUGAAUAUGACGAGGACAGUGAUGAAGAUAAAGGUGAGAAGCUGGAAGAUACAAAAGAAAGCAGCGAUAGAAACCUCAACAACGUCAACGAUAAUCAUUCCGAGGGUGUGACAGAGGUUAGUUCCGGACAACUUGCAGAGCCAACAGGAGAGACCGUUUCUCUUUCAACAGAAGAAGUGGACAAUUACCUGCAUGACGCGUUGCUGCACGUACUCAAGUUUAAGAUCACAGAAAGCGUCUCCAAAGAGCUUUUGCCAAUGAAUGCCUCGACACUUUACUCUUCAUACAUCCUUCCGAACCGGGCGCGAGGAAAGGCUGCAGAGGCUGAUAUCAAAAAAUCUAGCUGGAAAAAGCUCGCCAAGUGGCUCAAGGCUGUGGAGAAACAAGAUCUCAUCAAGUGCAAAGAAAUCAAGGGCGAGAUAUUCCUCUUGGGAGUGAACUGGAACCAUCCCCAGCUAAAAGCUUUUAGAGGCCACAAAACGGUGGAACAGCAGGCUGCACAACAAGCUAAAGCGGAGGCUCAAUCUGCUCAGGCUUCAUCUGAUAUAAAAGCAUUGGAAGUAUUGGAAGCUUAUCGGCCUAACAGUACCACAGGAGACUUUUUUGAAGCAAUUGGUCGCUCAAAAGAUGGAUAUUAUGUUCCACAUGAGUUGAAAGGUUUCAUGUCAGAAUACAUCAAGGAAAAACAGUUGUCUGACCCAAAAAAUCAAAGGAUCAUUAGGCCGGACGAAAUUCUGAGAGAGGCACUCGCUAAAAAAGGGGAAGUAUUGGAUCGACUACCAAGAGAUCAGGCAAUUGACCGACUUCUCAACAACAUGGUACUCCACCAUUUUGUUGGAUACAAAGAUCAAGAGCCACGAUUUGUCAAAGGAGGAGUCAAGCCAAUCCAAAUCACACAGGAGAUCCGUACGGGACGUAAGACUGUAACAAAAGUAUCAGGUCUCGAGUAUUUCAUGAUUGACGUGGAUAUUUUCGGUCAUGAGAUCCAGGUGCUUUGUGCUAGCAGUGUUUCUAUCAAUCCACUUGUUGGUGCAUCGCCAAAGUUACAUUUGCGUGAAGUCAUGGUUCAAGGCCCACAAGUUAAGAACGUCACGGCGGUAUUGCAGGAGAAAGGCGUACCGAGCAAAUAUAUUGAGUUUCUGGACAAAACAUCCAAAAAGAAAUAA
This is a messenger RNA of Lobosporangium transversale, 1821 nucleotides long. RefSeq lists its product as hypothetical. The coding region runs from base 1 to 1821 and encodes 606 amino acids. Lineage: Eukaryota; Fungi; Mortierellomycota; Mortierellomycetes; Mortierellales; Mortierellaceae. Gene Ontology annotation, molecular function: RNA binding; translation initiation factor activity. The record is from RefSeq and is a predicted model, not a curated record. The transcript is spliced from 6 exons. Gene Ontology annotation, biological process: formation of translation preinitiation complex; translational initiation.